UGAUCUGGUAAGUCCCCGUUCGGGUGAUAGAAUCACAGCUUUUGGUAGUUGGUCUCCUACGCUGAAGGUGUUUAUUUGCAUAUUUUUCCGGAGCAUUCCAUCUUUGAAAACAAAAAUGCAACUCUCUUUCCACAGCAUCCGUUCUUUCCAACCCCAUUAGCUGCUCUUUCCCAUUUUCUGACGACUUGUAACCCUUUUGGCCCAACUCUCAGAGACUCAGAGCAUCGUUCUUCUCCCCUAAGUCGAAACAAAACUCUAUACUUUUUUCUGUAACUUCACGUGAAAAAACACCUUUUCCUGGAAUUCUUCUCGAUUUCUCAAUGGGAAGGACCGGAUUGUUUGACCUUGAGAAGCAUUUUUCUUUCUAUGGCGCUUAUCACAGCAACCCAAUCAACAUAGCUAUCCACAUGAUGUUUGUUUGGCCAAUCUUCUUCACUGCUCUUCUUAUUCUUUAUUUCACGCCUUCCCUGUUCAACCUCCCUCACAUCGAGUUUUCUCUGCUUGGGAUACAUAUUAUCCUGCUUUUGAACAUUGGGUUCUUGUUAGCUUUGAUCUAUUCGGUGUUUUACGUCUGUUUGGAUGUGAAAGCUGGGUCCUUGGCUGCUCUGUUAUGCGUCAUAUCUUGGGUUACUAGCAGUUUUAUUGCGAGUCGACUCGGGUUUUCACUCGCUUGGAAGGUUGUUUUGGUGGCUCAGCUAGUGUGUUGGACUGGACAAUUUAUUGGCCAUGGUAUUUUUGAGAAACGAGCACCAGCUCUUUUGGACAACCUUGUUCAAGCCUUUAUAAUGGCUCCUUUCUUUGUGUUGCUGGAGGCACUUCAGAACUUCUUCGGUUAUGAGCCAUACCCAGGUUUUCAGGCAAUAGUGCAUGCAAAGAUAGUGGCUGAAAUUGAUGAAUGGAAAGACAAGAAGCAGAAAUUAAUUUCUUAGCUUGUGCUAGUGUUUCUGUCAUCACAUCUCCCUUCGCUUUAGUUUCCAGGAAAAAAUGGAACCAUAAAUACUUUCGUACUUGUAUGUAUAUAAUAUAAACAUUAUGACUUAUAAGCAUCAGAUCAGGUUAGAUUUGUGAUUUUUCCUUUUUUGGAUAGCUUCAGAUAUAAGCUAUGAAAGAGUGCAUGAAUUUAUAGCUUUCGCCGAGUCUGGCACCGUUUAUUUA
Molecule: messenger RNA, 1155 nt
Organism: Carya illinoinensis
Lineage: Eukaryota; Viridiplantae; Streptophyta; Magnoliopsida; Fagales; Juglandaceae
Product: 2-hydroxy-palmitic acid dioxygenase mpo1-like
Exons: 4
Coding region: 321-929 (202 amino acids)
Biological process (GO): sphingoid catabolic process
Cellular component (GO): endoplasmic reticulum
Source: RefSeq, a predicted model, not a curated record